This is a messenger RNA of Papilio polytes (common Mormon), 2130 nucleotides long. RefSeq names its product 4-coumarate--CoA ligase 1-like. Gene Ontology annotation, molecular function: long-chain fatty acid-CoA ligase activity. Bases 211 to 1833 code for a protein of 540 amino acids. The transcript is spliced from 9 exons. Gene Ontology annotation, biological process: fatty-acyl-CoA biosynthetic process; long-chain fatty acid metabolic process. NCBI's taxonomy places the organism in Eukaryota, Metazoa, Arthropoda, Insecta, Lepidoptera, Papilionidae. The record is from RefSeq and is a predicted model, not a curated record.
UUACGCGCUGACGAAGUCGCGAGUAAUCACUAGUAAGUAAUAUACAUAAUUUAGCUAUAAAUUACUUGGCAUUGAUAGAUAAUAAGAAGAAAUUACCUGAAUUUUAAAAGCCAAGGAGCAUUGUUUAAUCUUGUUGAACAUAUUUAUACACGCUUUUUCCUUUGUUCAUUGUACUAUUGGAUUUACUCGCGCUCGCUGGAGACGUGCAAAAUGUUGAAGAACCCAAAUUAUCUCUACGGACCGGACGACAGCGUGAUCCCAGUUAAAAUAAAUUUAGGCGAUUAUUUAGUCAAAGGAUACAAGAAGCAUGGUGAUAAAGUUGCAAUGAUUAAUGCUGUAACCGAAGAACAAAUAACAUUCAAUGAAAUGGUACAAGCGGCGAUGAACCUCGCAGUAUCCAUGGUGCGUCUUGGGGUGAAAAAAGGAGACGUGAUCGGGAUAUGCUCGGAAAGUCGGCUUGAGAUUUGGCCGACAGUUCUUGGUCUGACCUGUACUGGCGCAGUUAUUACUCCUAUAAGUACUGGAUACAUUAAAGACGAGCUCAAACACGUAUUGAAUAUAUCGAAACCAAACUAUCUGAUCUGCUCUAAACAAGCGUACCAAGUACACGAGACCGAUUUCAAGUCGUUGAAAUGCAUAAAAGAGAUAAUAUUCUUUGAGGAAGAACGACCAAAUGGUGCAUUAUAUUAUAAAGAUUUGGCCAUAGUAUCUCCGACUUCAAUACUCACAGAGAAUGUAAAGAUAGAAGAGUUUCUAGCUGUGGAAGUAGAUGGAGGGACUGAAACUGCUUUUAUAAUGUACUCGUCAGGUACGACUGGACUGCCGAAGGGUGUGAUGAUAAGCCAUUUAAAUUUAAUUGGUAUUUGUGCAGCGCGGGAUAUUUGUGAUCCAAAAUUAAAUGUAUUGCAAAUUACUCCGUGGUAUCAUAGCAUGGGUCUUAUGGUGAUGCUUAUGUACAUGUACUCUGGAUUACAAUUAGUAUUUCUACCAAAAUUUGAAUUAGAUUUUUAUUUACGAUCGAUAGAAAAGUAUAAGAUUAAAAAACUACUUUUGGUACCAUCUGUAAUAUUGGCAAUAUGUAAAACGUCUUUCUCAUACGAUGUGAGUUCGGUAGAAGUUAUUGUAUGCGGAGCUGCUGUUCUCCAACAAGAUAUUAUCCAAGCUGUUAAAUCAAAGUUUAAGAAUUUAAUCGACGUCUACCAAGGCUACGGGAUGACAGAAGCUACGCUUUUAGUAUCGCUAUCUUCGUACGUUAAUAGACAGAAAUGCAAGCCGGGAAGUAUUGGCUUAGUAACUUAUAAUACAAUUGUCAAGAUUGCAGAUGUAGAAACAAGAAGGCCGUUAGGUCCCUUUGAAACGGGAGAAAUCUGUUUCAAAAGCGCAACGCUAAUGAAAGGUUACAUAGGAAAAGACUUAAGUGAAGAUCUUGAUGACGGCUUCUUCAAAACUGGCGACAUCGGAUAUUAUGAUGAUGAGAAAUAUUUGUUUAUUAUGGACAGAUUGAAAGAAUUAAUCAAAUAUAAAGGUUACCAGGUUCCACCGGCGGAGAUAGAGACGCUAUUGCUGCAGCACGAAGGCGUACGUGAUGUUGGUGUGGUGGGGCUGCCGGAUGCAUUGGCAGGUGAGGUGCCUCUUGCCUUUGUGGUGCCUCAACCCGGUGCUUGCCUCAAUGAGGCAGAAUUGCAGAAGUUUGUCGCUGAUCGGUUGUCAAACCCAAAACAUCUAAGAGGCGGUGUGCGAUUUGUUGAAGAAAUACCUCGGAAUCCGAGCGGAAAAAUAUUGCGAAAACAUCUACGAGAGAUACUUCAGAAUGAGAAAAAUACUUUACAUUAAUAUAUAUAACUAUUUUUAGAAUAACUUCGGGAUUAUUUUAAAAGUUUUAAUAUUUCAAUUUUCUGUAAUUAUUAUUGACAACUUUAAUAAUUUUAUCACUCGCCUUGGUUUAAAAUAUCAAUGCCUUUGUUUUCCAAUAUUCAACUAGCCUUAUCAAAAAGUAUUUGCACUAUACAAUGGAAAUUGCUGGAUUGAAAGUUUGCAGAACACUUUUGACAGGAAGAUAUUUAAAGUUUAUAUCUAAACUAUAUAUAAUAAAGCGUAAACACACACUUCUUUUUUGCCUAAGAUUUCAGC